Messenger RNA from Dracunculus medinensis (Guinea worm), 282 nucleotides. The record is from the annotation of a GenBank genome assembly. NCBI's taxonomy places the organism in Eukaryota, Metazoa, Nematoda, Chromadorea, Rhabditida, Dracunculidae.
AUGUCAAUCAACAUUGAAUUUUUUAUGAAUUUAAGGAGAAAUCUUCCUUGUUUAUAUCGGAAGAUUGGAAGAUUCGAUGCUCAGAAUUAUGGAAACCAUCUUAUUAUAGGAACUUUAUUUAUAUUCAAUGAGAAAAAUGAAGCAAUAAAAACUAGAAAUUGUGGAUUUAUUGAUCCACAUCCGAUUAAAGGAGAUAUCAUUAUUGAUUGUCGAUAUGCAGAUAUGGUAACGCCGACAAUGCUGACAAAACUGAGAAAAAACCGAGAAAUCAAUUGCUUAUGA